Molecule: messenger RNA, 1551 nt
Organism: Aspergillus pseudotamarii
Lineage: Eukaryota; Fungi; Ascomycota; Eurotiomycetes; Eurotiales; Aspergillaceae
Product: alpha-amylase
Exons: 5
Coding region: 1-1551 (516 amino acids)
Biological process (GO): carbohydrate metabolic process
Molecular function (GO): calcium ion binding; hydrolase activity, hydrolyzing O-glycosyl compounds
Source: RefSeq, a predicted model, not a curated record
AUGGUGUCCUUUUUCUCCCGCUGUUUUCCGAAGAGGAGAAAGGGACAGCAGCAACAGCAGCAAUGGAAGGAGAUUGAGGCUCGGGAUCUGGAAUCACGCCCAUCAUGGAAUGCCCCCGACAACACUCUGCUGCUGGAAGCAUUUGAAUGGCACGUACCACAUGAUACAUGCCACUGGCGACGUCUGCAGCAUGCUCUGCCGGGGUUGAAAGAGAUUGGGAUCGACAAUAUCUGGAUUCCUCCGGGCUGCAAAGCCAUGAACCCCUCCGGUAAUGGCUACGAUAUAUAUGACCUGUAUGAUCUAGGCGAGUUCGAUCAGAAAGGAUCCCGAACCACCAAAUGGGGUUCUCGGAGGGAGCUUGAAGACCUUGUGGAAGAAGCAAAGUCGCUGGGUGUUGGUGUAUACUGGGAUGCGGUGCUCAAUCAUAAAGCCGGGGCGGAUUAUCCCGAACGGUUCCAGGCUGUUAAAGUAGAUCCUAAUCGACGAAAUGUCGAGGUAUCCAAGCCCACUGAAAUUGAGGGCUGGGUCGGUUUUGACUUCACUGGCCGCGGCGACCAGUACAGCUCGAUGAAAUAUAACUGGCAGCAUUUUAAUGGUGUGGACUGGGACGAAUCGCGCAGAGAAAAUGCCAUCUUCAAGAUCCAUGCGCCAGGCAAGGAUUGGGCACAAGAUGUGGGCAAGGACAAUGGCAACUAUGAUUAUUUGAUGUUUGCAAAUCUGGACUAUUCCAAUCCAGAGGUUCGGGAAGACGUCCUUCAUUGGGGAACCUGGAUAACAAAUGAGCUAUCGCUAAGUGGCAUGCGACUGGACGCCGCGAAGCACUUUUCUGCUGGCUUCCAGAAGGAGUUUAUUGCGCAUGUCCGCAAGACGGCUAACAAGGAUCUGUUUGUCAUCGGCGAAUACUGGUCGGGAGAUUUAAAGGAUCUUGUGGGAUAUCUUCAGCAGAUGGAUCAUUCGGUGACAGCAGUUGAUGUUCCUCUUGUGGUGAGUUUGUGCAGGACAUCGUACACAAAGGGAGGCGAUCUUCGCAAGAUAUUCAAGGGUACUUUGGUGCAGAGCAAGCCCGAGAAUGCUUUGAACCCAGUUGCACAAUACUUCAAACCGCUAGCAUAUGCAUUGGUGCUCCUCCGCAAAGAUGGACAUCCAUGCGUGUUUUACGGAGACCUCUAUGGUACUCUAGGAGACAAGCCAUUGAAGCGAGCCUGCAAGGGCAAACUUCCGAUUCUCACGCGGGCUCGAAAGUUGUAUGCUUAUGGAGAACAGCAGGAUUAUUUUGACCAAGCCAACUGUAUAGGAUUUGUCCGUUACGGAAACGCGCGCCAUCCUUCCGGACUGGCUUGCAUUAUGAGCAACGGGGCGGCAGCAGAAAAGCGCAUGUACGUCGGACCGAAGCACGCCAACGAGGAGUGGACAGAUAUCAUGCAGAGCCACGAGAACGUUGUUACCAUCGAUGCAUCGGGGUAUGGGGUAUUCCCCGUGAAUGGCAUGAGUGUCAGCGUCUGGGUCAACUCAACGGCACCUGACCGAGAUAAUCUCUUGCAACCAUUGUAA